AUGUUGAACGCCAUCUCACUGUCGGAGGAAGAGCUAGGAAUGCUGUUCGGCCCAGCCUUACAUGGGGCCGUCAGCACUUCUACGCCCACACUUCGUAACAGAAAAGCCCUUCGCCAAGCGCCUGUUAAACGUAUGGCCAACAAGACGACGCGGGCCGCAAAGGCCAAGCCAAACACGACGCAUCGUGGAGUCAUCCCCGCUCGCUGCGGCUACCGAACGGGAAAGUGUCAGAACCUGCAGGCCUUUAAACGCAACGGAAAGUUGCAUAAGCUGUGUGAGUUUCAUCGCGAACGAGCCAACCUAAACCAGAAAAAGCUGGAUCGCAAGAAGCGGAUGCAGCGCUCGAAGCACUCGCCGUCCCGUUCUUCUUGCAAGUCCGUAACAUCCAAGGACAAGGACAAACCAAUCAAGAACAUUGCGAAACGGUCGCCGCGCACCGUCGAAGCGGCGGUGACCAGCAGCGUGUUCAAGACCGAGUCCAAGAUGGAACUCGACGACUUCGAUAUGGAGCUCGUUUUGCCUACCAAUCUCCAUGAAGCUCCGCUGGCGCUCGGCUGCGAAGAGCUCGCUAUCUUUUGCAGCCUCAUGACCUUCGACGUCAAUCAUCGAGCGCCAAUUAGUCGAGACUCAACACCAGUUCACACUCCAUCAAACCAUUACUAUACGUCGUGUAGUACCGUGUGA
Molecule: messenger RNA, 684 nt
Organism: Peronospora farinosa
Lineage: Eukaryota; Oomycota; Peronosporomycetes; Peronosporales; Peronosporaceae
Source: the annotation of a GenBank genome assembly